UUUUAAAUAUUUUAUACUUUAAUGUAUAAAAUGAUAUGAACAUAAUGUAAAUUCAAAAUUUUUAAUAAAAUAAAUGAUACUAAGGUACUAAAAAAACUAUAUUUCUAAAAAAAUUAUACACAAUGAUGAUAUCCUAUAAGCUUUGGCGUUAAUGGAAGAAGGAACAUCAUCCUCAAAACCAUCUUACAAUACCUAUUCUUGCCUUCCGCAGUCGAUCAGCAAUAACAUAGCAGACCAUCAUCAAGUGACCCUUAAUUACAAACAGGGUAUAGAUAAGAUUCCAGUGCUUUCUAUCAAGAGGUUCUCUUCUUCAAGAGAUUAUUACAAUCAAAAUAACAUAGAUACUCAAAUUAAAAAUAAUAUGGAUAUGCAUAGUAACGAAAAUAUUUCAGUAUCGUCUCUUUCCACAACUUUACCCUCAUUUUUCAAAUACACCAAUCCCGACCCUUCCAACAAAACUAUCACUUUAAACUCACAAAACCGAGAUUUUUCAUUUCUGGCCCCUUUAUCAAAAUUUACUUCUCCUUUGGGGGUGAACUCCAACAAAUCCCAGGGCGCGAGUUCAACUAUUCCCCAUGCCACUAUCAAUGUCAAUCAACUCAACAAUAUUAACAAUCGAAUCAAUUUUGUGUCUAAUUCUAUCAACGAGAUAAUGAAUCCCAAUAUAAAUGUCAGCAAGCGAACUAGCCCCGCUUCUACACUUUCUAUGAUGACCAAUUUUUUGGAAGAAGCCGUAAUGUCAAUUACCGACGAAAACUCCGAAAAUGUUAUUCAAAAAAAUAACGCAAAUUGUCUGGAUUUCAACAAUAUGACCAAUAUAAAAACGUUGCUACUCGAUUCGUCCUGUACUAUGAACAUAGAUAAUAAAGAUAAAAAUGCCACUAAUAUAUCUACCAAGGAUUAUCUGCGAAACGACAUAACUCCCCCUCUUGAUAUGCUUCUCUCAUCCUCCUCCAUUUUCCCUCUCAGCAUGAUCGAUCACAAUCUUAACAAUUACAAUAAUCAUAUUUUAUUAUCCUCCCUGGAAAGUGGCAUGAUAGGGAUGAACCAUUCUUCUUCAUUCGACAAUGAAUCCAAUAACAACCAUUUAGCAACUUAUGCUACCCUUACCCCCCUUCAACCUUUACCAUCUAUACUUUCAACGGUAACGGAAAAGUUUUUCAAUCAAAACGAAUCCAACGAUCUGUCGUCCUCUAUGAUCUCUCACGAACAUUUGCAACACCAACAUCAUCAACAAUUGCAUGAUCAGCAACAACAGAAUCACCACAUGGUGUUACUAGAAAAUAAUAACCAAAGAUCGAAUUACUCCCCGCUUACGCACCAAUCGUUUUACAAUUAUCCUUAUUCCGGAAGUUCAAACGUUGAAAACGAAAAGAAACAGCUUCAUUCAAUAAAACUGGAGGCUUUGCUCAUGCAAGCUGAUAUGAAUAACGAGAAAGUUAACAUCCGUAAUUUGACGAACCCAGUACUAUCAAAUCAGAUUCAACACCUCCAAAAUGUGUUAAGAUCCGAUAUUUUCACUAUUAACGACAACGAAAGUAAAAAAGAAAUGGAGAAUUUUAUAGCGAAUAGCAUCAAAAAUGAAAUUUAUGAUCCAACCAAUAUACCCAAUUAUUUAGGAUCAAAUAUUCAGGAUACAUCGGAUAAUGACGCAUUAACAUCAAAUCUUAUAGAUAGUUUUCAAAAUCAAAUGGUUACUUCCACAUACCAGUUACUGAACAAUAAUAACUUAUCAGCUUUGAACAUAAUGGAUUCUUACCAAUACGAAAAGCUGGCUGCACUCGGUUUGAAUCUAAAUUACAAUAUAAACCCAACGAAUAAUUUAUCCAAUACAAAUUCUAAAAAUUCUACGUUAUCUUUUCUGUCGAAUGAUUCCUGCAUAAAUUUUAUAAAUAACAACUUAAACAAUAUUUCUUCGCAGUCCAAUGCAAGCACGGAACUGCAAACAGCUUUAGAAAUUGAUCAUUUCAAUUAUAUACAACAUCAUUUACAACUUCGAAAUUUAGAAAAUAAUUUGACAACGGGUAUGAGCCAUAUUAAGACCGAACAAAAGAAUCUUUUACGCCAGGAUCAUGACACGCAAAAGUUGUUAUUGAUGGCUCAGGAAAUCGAACAGAUUCCAAAUCAAAAUUUAUCACAGAAUAUUCUUACACUUGAUGAUAUUCUAUCGAAUCAUAACACCAACUCUUUCCUUAUGGACAAUCGUGGUGACAUAUUAUCCAAAAAUAUUGAAAACAAUGCUUUAGACAACUACAAUAUAUUGGGAGCUGGAAAUAGUAACAUCGUAAUUCAUCAUCAUGGAACCUCCACUUAUCCUAACCAAUCAAAAUUAUCUUACGAAAAACCAAAGGUUAAUAGGACAUCUCAAUCUAAAGAAAACCUAAACAACAAAAAUGCAAUAAAUGUCGGAAAUUACCAACCAAACACUUUCGCACAAUCAAAUAUAAUCCAAACAAAUUCAAUGAUACCACAACAAUUUUAUGCACGAUUAAACAACGUUAGUCAAUCAUUAAAUAUACCUGACCAUUUGAUGGACAUAUAUAGAUCAGAGGAAAACACUAUCACAUCUUUUCACAAUAAUUUUGACAUCAACGGUAAGUUACCCAACAUAGUCGUCAUCAAGAACGAUCUUAUGGAAUCUAAUAAACACUCUAAAAAAAAUCACCUACUGGGAAAUAAUUUUUCCAUUCUAACCACCGAUUCUACCCACUUUACCCAUAUUUUAAAUGAUAACAUAGAAUCGUCAAAAAUGCAUACAGAUGACAAUAUAUUCGGUCAGCACAUGAUAAACAGCGAUAAUAAGGAUGCAGAACACUUUUCUCAACCCUUGAUACUAGAAAAUUCUUCGCUUAACUCUUCCGGUGGGUGCUCACCUUGUUCAACUCCCACCUUACCACCUCCAAUCACAACUGUUAAUAAUUUCGUGAACAACAACACUCCGUCUAAAGAGGAUAAAAACAGUUCAAGUGCUAAUUCGAAUACUAAUAAAUACAAAUCGAAAAAUACAACGAACGUUAAAUCACACAACCAAGGAGUGACUAAAACCUCUAAAUCAAAGCAUAAAGCUAACAAUAGCUCCACUAUAGGAAUCGUCGAAGAAGAUGGGAUCAUAAGUAUGUCCCCCAUGACUCUAAGCUCUGCUCCCAUAUUGUUGCCUGACUCAAAAUGUGCAUCAAUCAUUAAUCUCUCAGAUCAGAAAACCAUUUCGGACCUCAAUAAUAAUAAUAUGGGUUCCACGUCAGGAAGUGGUGGCGAGGAAAUGGAAGAGAUUAAUACAAAGGAUUUGGCUCAAAAGAUAUCUAGCGAACUUAAAAGGUAUAGCAUUCCCCAGGCUGUUUUCGCCCAGAGAGUAUUGUGCAGAAGUCAGGGAACUCUAAGUGACCUUUUGAGGAACCCUAAACCUUGGAGCAAACUUAAAUCUGGGAGAGAAACCUUUAGACGUAUGUCGAAAUGGUUGGAUGAACCUGAAUUUCAGAGAAUGUCGGCACUUAGACUUGCAGAUCGCGGGACAAACAAAGUGUGGCGUAUCGACGAACGCCAACCUGUUGGGAAGAACGAUAUUACGAUUCGAAAUAAAGUUUCGAAAAAGAAAGAAGACAAGUUAACUUUCAUACCGGAGCCUAUUCCUGAACAUCAAAUACUUAACAUACCACCUAAUGUAGCCUCAUCUGAAAGCAGUAAUAGUAGUAAUGGUCAUAAAAAACCGCGCUUGGUAUUUACCGAUAUACAAAGACGAACAUUACAAGCGAUUUUCAAAGAAACUAAACGUCCCUCGAAAGAAAUGCAAAGCACCAUAGCCCAACAAUUAGGUCUAGAUUUAAGUACGGUUGGUAAUUUUUUUAUGAACGCAAGACGUAGGAGUCUGGAUAAAUGGCGGGACGAUAGAUGCAGCAGUAGUACGGGUAGUCUUUAUUGUCAGAGCAAUGCGGGUGACGAAGAUUUCGAAGAAGACGUAGAUUUAAGGGACAGCUUUAUGGACGAAAAAUAUGACAAAUUUAACGAAAUGGACGAGGUAAACGAUUAUCUGAUGGACGAUGAAGUGUACACCUGUCAAAUAUCUAGCAACCAUCAUACCACCAACAAAAAAGCAAACUCCUCCUCUUUAUCAUCUUCUAGCCAACACCUUUCCUCUUCACACAAGAGAGCAAUUAACCGUAAUAGUCAUAUCAAUGUAGGCAGAAGAUCAACGUUGGAGGGCUCUAAUGCCAACAACAAAAUUCAUGACCGUAAUUCCUCGUCAAGGAGAUCAAAUAGAUCUUCUCUCAACAAGACUUCAUCAGCAAUCAAUGCCAAUUACACCUCUAACAACAGUUUCCCUUGUCUCAAAGACGAAUUUAACGAUAGUAGCGGUACCGAGGAUAUGGAAGUGGGAGUCGUGAGUAGCACAACUUUCUGUUCGGAACCACAAAACGGUAAUGGUAACAACAAUCUUGCUGCAAACAACAAAAAUCUUGGUACUGAUAUUGGACAGAAUGAAAACAAUGAAUACAUGAGCGCCACUGGAGCCGAAAGAUUAUGCGAUGAAGACAUUUUAAGGAGCGAUAUCAAGGAUGAAAUGGACUUUGAAAACACAUAUGACCCCGCCGAUAAGGAUGGAAAGCGGAUUGCAGCUUCGCAAUAUUACAGGGAGGGGGACGGAGAAAAAAUAAGUACGACUACAAAGGAAGCUCAACAAUGCGGUGCCAAUAAAUUUUCCGAAAAUACGGGCGAUGCCAGUACCGAUAAAAAUAUCGACAAAUCACAAUCAACCCUCGGGGAUUCUAGCGAAAUAGACCCACCUAAUGCCUCACGCGAAAACUCUAACGAUAUAAACCGUAUGCAUGAUCAAUUGAAAAAUUUUAAUAAUAACAACCGCAGAAUUACGGCUAUUGAACUGACCUAUUGAAUUACCACGAUUAUAUUUAACUUAAUAUAUUUAUCAGCUGAGAGAAGAGGAAAAAAUCAUAUAUAUACCCAAAUUCAAAGAUGAGUACAAUACACACUUUAAUCAUUCCUCUAUAAAAAAUAAAAUAAAUUUAAAUAUCCAUUACAUUCCAAUUUUAUUUUUUGAUUUCUAAAAAAAAACUUAGAUAAUUCGACAUUUUUAUACUUAU
Gordionus sp. m RMFG-2023 is the source of this 5093-nucleotide messenger RNA. RefSeq lists its product as uncharacterized. Gene Ontology annotation, biological process: regulation of transcription by RNA polymerase II. Bases 152 to 4885 code for a protein of 1577 amino acids. The record is from RefSeq and is a predicted model, not a curated record. Gene Ontology annotation, molecular function: DNA-binding transcription factor activity, RNA polymerase II-specific; RNA polymerase II cis-regulatory region sequence-specific DNA binding. The transcript is spliced from 8 exons. Gene Ontology annotation, cellular component: nucleus. NCBI's taxonomy places the organism in Eukaryota, Metazoa, Nematomorpha, Gordioida, Chordodea, Parachordodidae.